UCUAAGUAGGAAGCUCGCGUGCUGCAGCCCGCAGCUGAUCCGGGCGCUCAGCGGACUGCGAAACCUAGGAGCCGGGUUCAGAGCCGAUCGAUCGCCGCGCAGCGCUGGUUGGAGUGUCUGCUGGGGAGUCACUGUACUCUCUAGCCAAGCAUGCUGUGGUCAGAUCUGCCCAGCCCUGGAAUAGAAACCUUUGCCGGAUGGAAAAUCCACAAAAGAAAGCUCUUGUGAAAAGCUGAUUCUGACAUUGACUUAAGUGCACCCAGCUAGCCACCUCACUGGUUGGCGAGUCCUUGGGAGUUCCUGAGUCCCCUGCUAACAAGCUGACUGUCGCUAUGGGCAAAAGGUACCUGGAAGCUCCGGGGUGUCCAGGCAGCUCAUAUUGCAAAUUAUAACCCGUUUCCUGCACCACUGCUGGCGCCCAGCGAUCCAUGUCAGAAGUACUUCCAGCUGAUUCAGGUGUCGGCACCUUGGCAGUGUUUAUGGCAAGCAGCGGAACCACAGACAUUGCAAAUCGGAACAGCCCAGCCACACCACCGAAUACCCUUAAUCUCCGUUCCUCCCACAAUGAACUAUUAAAUGCAGAGAUCAAACACUCAGAUGCCAAGAACAGCACGCCCCCCAAAUGUAGGAAAAAAUAUGCACUGACUAAUAUUCAGGCGGCCAUGGGCCUCUCAGAUCCAGCCGUACAACCUUUGCUGGGAAAUGGCUCUGCCAACAUCAAGUUGGUUAAAAAUGGGGAGAACCAGCUACGCAAGGCUGCAGAACAGGGGCAGCAGGACCCCAACAAGAACCUCAGCCCUGCAGCGGUCAUCAACUUAACUUCUGAGAAGCUGGAGGGUAAAGAUCUCCACCCACAGGAGUCCUCAGGCUGUGAGAUUUUGCCCUCCCAGCCCAGGAGAACUAAGAGCUUCCUCAAUUACUAUGCAGACCUGGAAACCUCGGCUAGAGAACUAGGACAGAACCUGGGCCCCUGCCAAGGGGUUGGAGAGGAGAAAGCCCAGCCAGGCCCAGGCCAGGCCCCAGUAGUCAUUGGGAAUGGUGACUUGGUGCCACAGAAACCAAACAAACCCCAGUCCAGCCCAGAGGACGGCCAAGUAGCCACAGUAUCAUCCAGCCCAGAGACCAAGAAAGACCACCCUAAAACAGGAGCCAAAACCGACUGUGCACUCCAUCGGAUCCAGAACCUGGCACCAAGUGACGAGGAAUCCAGCUGGACAACGCUGUCCCAAGACAGUGCCUCCCCCAGCUCCCCAGAUGAAACAGAUAUCUGGAGUGAUCACUCAUUUCAGACAGAUCCGGAUUUGCCGCCUGGCUGGAAAAGAGUCAGUGACAUUGCUGGGACCUAUUACUGGCACAUCCCAACAGGGACGACUCAGUGGGAACGGCCCGUCUCCAUCCCAGCGGAUCUCCACGGUUCUAGGAAAGGGUCACUUAGCUCUGUAACGCCAUCUCCCACCCCAGAGAACGAGAAACAGCCAUGGAGUGAUUUUGCUGUUCUGAAUGGGGGAAAGAUUAAUAGUGACAUUUGGAAGGAUUUGCACGCAGCCACAGUUAACCCAGACCCCAGUUUAAAAGAGUUUGAAGGAGCAACACUGCGCUAUGCAUCCUUGAAACUCAGAAACGCCCCUCAUGCCGAUGACGAUGAUUCUUGUAGUAUCAACAGUGACCCAGAAGCCAAGUGUUUUGCUGUGCGUUCUCUGGGCUGGGUAGAGAUGGCAGAGGAGGACCUUGCCCCUGGGAAGAGCAGUGUCGCUGUCAACAACUGCAUCCGGCAGCUUUCCUACUGCAAAAACGACAUCCGGGACACAGUUGGCAUCUGGGGAGAGGGCAAAGACAUGUACCUGAUCCUGGAAAAUGACAUGCUCAGCCUGGUGGACCCCAUGGACCGCUCUGUGUUACACUCCCAGCCCAUCGUGAGCAUCCGAGUGUGGGGUGUGGGCCGAGACAACGGCCGAGAGAGGGACUUUGCUUACGUGGCAAGAGACAAAGACACGAGAAUUCUGAAAUGCCAUGUGUUUCGAUGUGACACACCAGCAAAAGCCAUUGCCACAAGUCUCCACGAAAUCUGUUCCAAGAUUAUGGCUGAACGGAAGAAUGCCAAAGCCCUGGCCUGCAGCUCCUUACAGGAGAGGACCAAUAUGAGUCUUGAUGUCCCUUUGCAAGUAGAUUUUCCAACACCAAAGACGGAGCUGGUGCAGAAGUUCCACGUGCAGUACCUGGGCAUGUUACCUGUAGACAGACCUGUCGGCAUGGACACCCUGAACAGUGCCAUAGAGAAUCUUAUGACGUCAUCCAGCAAGGAGGACUGGCCUUCGGUGAACAUGAACGUGGCCGAUGCCACCGUGACAGUCAUCAGUGAAAAGAAUGAAGAGGAGAUCUUGGUGGAGUGUCGGGUGCGCUUUCUGUCCUUCAUGGGCGUCGGGAAGGACGUCCAUACGUUUGCCUUCAUCAUGGACACUGGGAACCAGCGCUUUGAGUGCCACGUGUUCUGGUGUGAGCCUAAUGCAGCCAGUGUGUCGGAAGCUGUCCAGGCCGCCUGCAUGCUACGAUAUCAGAAGUGCUUGGUAGCCAGGCCACCUUCACAGAAAGUCCGCCCCCCACCCCCGCCAGCCGAUUCAGUGACCCGGAGAGUCACGACCAAUGUGAAGAGAGGGGUCUUAUCUCUCAUUGACACUUUGAAACAGAAGCGGCCUGUCACAGAGACACCCUAGCAGCCCGGGACGCGGGGAGUCUGUCAUUGUUUCCUGAGGAUCGAGUAGCUACACUAAAGAAGCCCACGCCUGGCCUUCCGCUCAGUUGCUGAUGCUUUGUCUCCAGAGAAUUUAUCUUUAACCAGACAGUGUUAGACAAGCAUGUGACCUCGUCUUGCCGCCAUCAUGUGAUAUGAAAAGAAGCAUGAUUUUUUUUCCUGUAAGUUACAUCAUGAGCAGUGGAAGGUUUUCUUCUCGUUGUAAAUAUUGUGAACAGGACUUCCAGCGUACACACCGAAGAAUGCGGCCACACCCUUCCUAGACAACUGACACCGCGUCCUUGGAUGAACGGUGCCCAAGUUCGUUUUGCUGUCCUCUUGACUGGAUCUGUCACAAGCCACCUUGGGGUCCCUCGGCACUUUGCCCCGAUUUCAGCUUUUAAGACAUUUGGAUCCUGAGUAACAGAUACCAUUGAAUUGCUGUAAAAGUAGGGUGACGCGCUCGGGUUUCAGUCUUUCCUAACAGCGAGGCUGUUGGACAAAACUCGCAGCUGGCGUCGGUACAGACACCAGCCACCCGUUUCCCUCGGCGAGCUCUCUGAUGCGUGGACACCGGCUCACGUCUACAGCUGUUUGGGGUGCUGGGCAAAGGAGAACUUUAAAAUUGAUAGAAAACUAAAAUUGAGGAAUUAAAAUCAAGCAAAAAAAAAAAUAGCCUUUCUUUUCAGAUGGUUCUUUUCAGGUGGUUUUCAGACUGGUUAUUUUAAAAAAAGAGAUUAACAGAAUCACGAUGCAUUCGGGAUGGAACGUAUUUCAAACUUCUGCCUUACAUUGUACAAUGCAGCUAGAGAAUUAAAGUGUACUAUGCCAUUCUCUCUACCCACACCUGAAAAGUGAAAUAUUCCUACAGUUUCCAUCCCUAGUUUGAUACCGAGCUAAUAUGCAAUUUAGAGCUGAGGAAAUGUUCUCUAUGUCUCUGUCGCACUAGAUUAUUUUCCACCUGCACUGCGUGGUUCUUGUUAGUUCUCUUCCUGGAGACAAGGGUGUGCUCCUGGGAUCCACUCGCUGCCCCAACCUCCCUCUGUGCUCCUCUGUCCAGGAAGCUGUCUGUCCCUCAUAUACUGUCCAUGGCAACGAGUUUUAAGUUGUCAUUCUCCUGAAUUUACGUGUUUAAUGUUAGAAAUGUGUUAAGACCUGACUAGAAGAUGUGUUUUUAAACUUCUGUUUUCCCAUUUUACUUUCAAAGAUUUAAUUUUUUUCCUAUCAGAGCAAAAUAUACUCGGAAAUGGUGGGUUUCCUGACAGUGUCUCCCACGUAUCAGUUUCCUGCCUCUUUUUUAUGUAGCUAAGGAACCUAACCGUAAGCACAUACAACUUUAGACUCUCGUUGGCCUUGUUGUUUAAAAGGUCAUCUUACUUGUGUUGUUUACGUUUAAUGUCAGAACCAAUAUCCAGUUAUAAAAUAGUGCUUUUUUUUUAAAACCUUGCUCUGUACCUGUCAGAACGUCUGCACAGUGUGAUCACGUUUGAGCCUUACAUGGUAGGAAAGGCACUAAACAAACUGAAGGAAUGAGAACACAGGGCACCAAAAGCUAAAGAAGUGGCUUAGGAUGCCACCGAAGUCCAUGAGAGCCGGGAUCACGACCCACAUCUCGAAACUUUUACCACAUUUUAUCUCCUCCCUGCAAUCAGGAGGACCCUUCACAAAUGGCUCUGGGGCCAUGCAGAGAACAGAAGUACAGUCAGGCGACCUCAGAGUUCCCGAGUGAAUUAGGAAAGUGUCCACUUUAUCUACCCAGCGGCACUUACUGUAAGACCAUUGUCCUUUCUCGGUCCAGGACUGUGUUCCUCAAAUGUGUCACAGAGGAAGAAUAUCUGUCCUCAGCAGCCUGGUCCCACCUCAGACUUCCCAAAGAUCAUUACCUGUGGUAGGAACAUUCCCACCUGUGGCCCUCACCAGUGCAGACUGUGGUGGGGUGACAGGCGGUGGGAGGUGGAGAAGCUGGAUUGUCCACCGGCGUCCUGACUUUACAGGAAAAGCGAUGUUGCUUGAGAUGGGUUAUGCUUGGUUCCGGCUUGCCCGCUAGCUGAAGUAACAGGUGCCAUCUGAGACUUUCUGCAUACCGGAAACCUUACUGUGCCAGAGAAAAACCGUUUAGAAGCCCGUCCUCGUGGUCUCUUACUUUGAUCUGUUUCUUCUCCACAGCAGAAGGCUUUAGGGCACGCAGCUUCAAAACUCUGAAGAGGCCACGUUUCUAUAGGCGGUCUCUACCCAAACCCCUUUGGUUUUUUUAAGACAUGUCUGUUUGUUUUCAGGAUCAAGAAGACUGAGCUAGCUUUAAAGAGCAAACCGAUUUAUAUAUGCAAUUUUAAGAUGCAGUUAAGAUGAAUGAUAGCCUUUUGCAAGUGAAAUGCUUUUACUGCACAUUUUCUGUUUUGGGAAUAGCUUUGUGUUCUAAGUGCAAGUUGAUUUUUUUUUUGUAAAAUUAUGUUAAACAAUAUGUUCAGAUCCUUUCUGCCAUGGCCAAAAAAGUAUGUAUGGAAGUGUGUUUGUAUCCGUCUGUGAGAGGAGGCCGAUGUUUUACCUGAGGUCUUUGUGAUACUUCGGUUAUCUAUGCAUUCUUUCUCUGUGAUUCGGUAAACAGGCGGCCAUGUUCACGAUGCCUUGUGUGUCCUAUCUUUUUCUUUUUUUAAAUUAACCUGUUAAAUACAGCUUGAAAUAUUUUUAUUUUAUUUAUUCUGUUUUUACUGAAAUAUACUGCAUUCCUGUGUUACUGUACUAUCUUUGCUGGGUAUGAUGUCUGUGUAUCCAGGUCUCACUUAAGUAACCCAGUGAACUCUACGUCAUCUAGAAAGUGGUUCUGUAACAAUUGGCAGUCACAUGGUUCUGUAACGAUUGGCAGUCACAUCUCUGUUGGAAUAUGUAGGAGAGAAGUUAACCCUUAAAGUUCCUUUUAUUUUUUACAAGCAGCUAGACAGAUGUGCCCUCACCACCUUAUCCACAUGCUCCUUGGAAGCGUUGAGGGGGCAGCCGACAUGCCGUCUGGCGGAGAACUUUACUUUGUAGACAAAGGCACUGUGGGGCAUCAUUUUUAUACCCUUCCCAACACACGUGAUUUCAUCCAAAAUACACACACAGAGCCACACGCCUUUGUUUCCACCUGGAUUUAAGGCCACCCCUAGCCAAUUAGAGCCACUGUUUUGUCUGUCUGUCUGUCCUACUGCAUGAAGGGACAUUAGACCCAUUUCCAUUAAAGCAAAUUCUUGGUGAUAA
This is a messenger RNA of Rattus rattus (black rat), 5962 nucleotides long. It is a transcript of the gene Apbb2, whose product is annotated as amyloid beta precursor protein binding family B member 2. Bases 429 to 2711 code for a protein of 760 amino acids. Gene Ontology annotation, cellular component: nucleus; cytoplasm. Gene Ontology annotation, biological process: regulation of DNA-templated transcription. The record is from RefSeq and is a predicted model, not a curated record. The transcript is spliced from 18 exons. Gene Ontology annotation, molecular function: amyloid-beta binding; transcription factor binding. NCBI's taxonomy places the organism in Eukaryota, Metazoa, Chordata, Mammalia, Rodentia, Muridae.